GUUAAGGCGCGCCGGCCGCGCCUAAUUAAGACGCGAAUGUCGGAUGUGCAUACCUUUCGAUCCCAGAUUUCCACACUACUUGCAUUUGUGCCCUGAGAGGGAUACCGCGACCCUCGUCCUUCGAUUUUGAUCCUCGCGUGUGACAGGUGAAGUCCCCGCAGGCGUUCUCAUGAUGGAUCCUUUCCUCGUCAGUAUACAUCCUCGAUGAUACCUCUGCCGAUCUCGGAUUCCAUGUCCGGACACUCCCUUUUAAUUGCAUAAAAUCUGCCACAUGUGUAACUCACGCAAUCGGUCGUCAUUUUUCAAGAUAUCAAAUAAUGUCAUGAGUUCCGAAGAUACAACUGAUAAUGCAACGGCAGCUGAUUCUUCUAGUAUAGCUAUGAAGACUAAGAAUUGGGUCCAAUUUGAAGAUGAAACGGGUCCAAAAGAAACUACAGAUGUGGAAAGAAAAGCCAACAGUAGUGCACCUGCUGUAAUAAAGCCUGAGUCGGUUAUGGUCCAAAUCGACAAGCUUAAUAAAAGUAUUGAUCCACCUGAUAUUAAUGAUAAGAAAAGUAAUGAGUAUAAAGGUGCUGUGAUAGCAACCGAAUCCGUCCAGAUUAAUUUAGAUAGAUCAGGUUUAAGUCGUUCCAUCACAUCCGAUAUUCCGGAUCUCAAAGUACAGUCUGAUGUUAGAACAUCGGAAGCCAAGAGUGCUUCUUUAAAAACUAUUGAUCUAAGAGAUGUAUCCAACGGUAGGAAUACAUCAAGCAAUGUUGUGAGCACAUCUAUCGGAAAUAUUAGACAGGGCUUUGCCAAUGGUGAUACUAUCGUUACUCUUUUACCAGUAAAUACUAAAUGGCCAUGGAUUACUCCAGCUAGGUUUAGACCAGAAUUAGUGCCAGAGGAAUUGAUGGCACAAGGAUUAACGCUCACAGUGGAAGAUUAUGUGCACAUAAUGGAAUUACUUGUAAAUGAUGUGCGCUUUAACAUGUACAACAUAUGCUACAAGAGGAUUCUUGUCCUUUGGAUAUUCACCGCUUUUAUUGUACUACUUGGUCUAUUGUUCUCUGGUGUGACCGGUCUUACUUUAUUCGGACUCGGUAUCAUGUGGCUGGUCCUGAACGCGGCUGCAAUAUUCUUUUGCAUGUUUAUCAAGAUAAAGCUCAAUCACAAUCUGGAGAAAUGUAUGGCUCAAAUCAACAAACAUUUAUUAAAACACAAAAUAAUAUUGGGUUUGGAUGAUAGAGGAAAGAUCUCCUGCCAUAAGGUCAACUUGUGUUUCAUAUACUUUGAUACUACCGAUUGUGUUAAAAAAUUACAAGAAGUAAUAGAAAGGGAAGAACGUGAAGGUAGAGUAAUUGGUGGUGCUGGUGGUGAUGACGCAAACGAAUUAAGCCGACAACGAGAAUUACAGCAGCGUAUGGACAUUGAUGACAAUGACAUUGUUAUACAAGGCAGCACUACCACAAGAAUUUCUCGUAAACAGGGUAAAAACGAACAAGUAUUCUGCCGUUAUGUGCAACGUUGGGCGAAGGAUUACUUACGACGACGUUUGGAUUGGACAGUUGACGAGGAGGGUGGAAAUCCUUCUUCGCCACGUCACUUAGCAUCUGCUCUGUGUCCAUGUCAAUAUAUAGAGGAAUGGUUACGUAAUAAACCACGCGUUCAGGGGAGAGAUUUUUGUCCCAGAUGGAGUAGUUUUUUGAGAGAUAGAGGCAUUUGAAUACAGUUGAAUACAUUUAUUCUAUAUUUUUUAUAUAUAUUGUUAAUGAACUACAUAUAUGUAUAUGUGCAGUGCAUAUACAAAAAUUACACAGAGGUUAUUUUAGAAAGUUAUUAUUUAAUUCUCUUGGAUAUGCAUUACUAUACAAGCAUUUUAAUAUUUUGUAUCAAGUAUAUGAUGUUUUAUAUACCAUUACUUAUAUUCUUAACUGUACUUAUUUUAUUCUCGUCAUGGCAACAUCAUGAAGAAUCUUAUUUUUAACUUUAUUACAUUUUACUCGCAGUAUAAAGACAGAGAAUCAAACAAAGAGUUUGUUCUGAAUAGUAUGAUUCAGAAUAUAAGACACUAUUAGCAGUUUUCAAAGAAAAUUGCUAUUUACUUUUAUUGAUUUGCAAGCAACUUGAAGUAUUAAUAUUUUUAGUUUAUAAAACCAACUUUAUAUUUGAUAUUCAUAGAAUGUGGCCAUUUUUAUUGAUAUAGCUAUAAAUCGCACAAUAUAUAGAUGACAAUACAAGUUUAAACUUAAGAAAAACAUUUAUUACAUGUUAAAAAAGUUGUAAAGAAAUUUUAUGCCUUCGAAAUUUCUUAAAGCUAAUUUUUAAUAUGCUUGUAAACAUAUUGAAAAAUUAUUUUGUCUUGAUUAUUGUUUCUUAUCAUUAUGUUUGUUGUAUUAUUUUAGAAAUUAUGUUUAUAAUUUAUAGAUUUUGUCAUUUAUAUAUGCGUUUAAUUUUGAGUUAUUUUAAAUGUACUUAAUAAUUUAUUUAGAAAUAUUAGCAUGUACGAAUAAUCGAUGCAUGACAAGUUAUAAUCUUACUCAAAUAUUGAAAUUAGUAUGAUUUUGGUGACUUCAAUUUUCUAUGCUGUAGAUCCUGUAAAUGUGUACUUCAUGUUAAUUAUUGUACUUUUUUAUAAUCGCGCGAAAAAUAUGAAUAUAACUUUUACAUGUCUACAGCACAUUGAAAUAUGAACUCAUAAAAAAUUAUAAUUUUGAUUUUUGAUUAUCAAUAGAGCUCAUGGAUCGUUUUUUCGUUUCCAGAUAUCAAGACUCAUCCACAUUCCAUAUUUAAUGCUGAAUGUAAUUUUGAAAUGUUAUUCGUGUAAUAUAAAAAUUACAUGUGUAUCAUAUCCUAAGGAUAUACCAACAUUUAGCAUUAAAUUUGAAUACAAAUCUGUAUCUUAUCAAAAUCCAUAAAGAUAUGUAGAUGCAUAAAUGAAUGAUAAUUUUUAUUUUAGAUUAACUUGAUUAAUCUCUAUUACAACAUUCCAGAAAAUUGUUUUCUUUAGAAGAUUAAUAGUAUUAUUAAAAUUUUUGAAGUUGAUAUAACUUUUUCAUUUAUGCUGAUAAAUAUCUAUUUUUCUAUCAAUGAUUUUUCGAUACUUUAUAAUUACAUUUAGCCUGCGUUUACAUUCCUUGAUCAUAGAUAUAUUUUUAUAGGAUUAUACAUAUGUAAAAGACAAAUGUACCUGUAAAAUGGUGAACAUAUUUUUAAUUACGAAAUAACGAGCUUCAUACAUUUUAUAUAACAAGAAGAACAUGUUUCAUAAUGUUAUUAUGAAACAUAAUGGCAGUCAGAUCAUUAUUAUUAAGACAGUAAUUUACAAACUAUUCUUUGCUGAAAGGAAUACAAAUUACAAGAAAGAUUAGAAAGAGUUUGCAGCACGUAGUUUCAUAUAUAAUAAAAAUGUAUAAUAAACUAGGCUUGUGUUUCUUCACAUAUCUGUAGCCAUCAGAAGAUGUACGAUAUCUAAGAAAUACCAUUGUAUAUUGCAUCUAUUUGAAUAGAUAUAAUUGUACACGUUAUUUAUAAAAAAUUACUUAAAAACCGAAAAAAAAAUAGAUUACUAUACUGAGAAGAAAAGUAGAUUACUCUUCCGUAUCAGAUCUGGCUAUCACUGAAUGAUGAUGGUGUGUGUGUGUGUGUUGACAGGAACGGGCGGAGUUGCUGUUGCUGAGGUAUGCUUCUCGAUGGGCACGUCACUUUGUGCGCCGCA
Molecule: messenger RNA, 3697 nt
Organism: Nylanderia fulva
Lineage: Eukaryota; Metazoa; Arthropoda; Insecta; Hymenoptera; Formicidae
Source: RefSeq, a predicted model, not a curated record